Messenger RNA from Prunus dulcis (almond), 1462 nucleotides. RefSeq names its product protein trichome birefringence-like 39. The record is from RefSeq and is a predicted model, not a curated record. Gene Ontology annotation, cellular component: Golgi apparatus. Gene Ontology annotation, molecular function: O-acetyltransferase activity. Lineage: Eukaryota; Viridiplantae; Streptophyta; Magnoliopsida; Rosales; Rosaceae. The transcript has 5 exons. The coding region runs from base 97 to 1263 and encodes 388 amino acids.
UCAGCCAACUUUUUCUUCACUCCUCCUGGUCCUUUUUAUUUUUGCUUUCUCUUUGAAACCAAUAGUUUGAAAAAUUGUGGAUCGAAACCCAAGGAAAUGGGUUUCCUAUUCAAAGCUCUGUUUUCAACUCUGUUUUUAACUCUGUUUUUGGUUUCCCACCAAACAAAAGCAGAGGAUUUCAAUUCCUUCAAUGAUAAUAAUAAUAAUAAUAAUAAUGCUUCUGCUUCUUCAACUACUUCUGCUGCUGCUGCUGCUGCUGCUGCUUCCAAUUCAGUGCCCAGAAAGCUUGCAGGAAAAUGCAACUGGUUCCGUGGUAUGUGGGUCUACGACGCUUCCUCCAAGCCCCGCUACGAUUCCUCCACCUGUCCUUUCUUAGAUCCGCAGUUCGACUGCCAGAAGUACGGUCGUCGUGAUUCUACUUACCUCAAAUACAGAUGGCAGCCCUUCUCCUGUGCCUUGCCCAGGUUUAAUGGGUUGAAAUUUUUGGAGAAAUGGAGGGGGAAGAAGAUUAUGUUUGUAGGGGACUCACUUAGCUUCAACCAGUGGGUGUCUUUAACAUGUAUGCUUCAUGCAUGGGUGCCAAAUUCCAGAACAACUCAUUUUAGAAGAGAUGGAUUAGCUUCAGUCACAUUCCAGGAUUAUGGAGUCCAAAUACUACUAUAUCGGACAACAUACUUGGUGGAUCUUGUCAACGAGAAGGUGGGCCGAGUGUUGAAGCUGGACUCAAUUAGGAGCGGCAACGCAUGGAGAGGCAUGGACCUGUUGAUCUUCGACACGUGGCACUGGUGGACCCACACAGGAAGAGCACAGCCAUGGGACUAUCUGGAAGAGAGGGGCAAAUUGUACAAAGAUAUGAACCGUCUGGUCGCGUUUUAUAAAGGACUUACGACUUGGUCUAGAUGGGUCAACCGAUAUGUUGAUGCUUCCAAAACCAAGGUCUUCUUCCAAGGGAUUUCUCCAACCCACUAUGAGGGCAGGGAUUGGAACCAACCAACAAGAUCAUGCUCAAGUGAAACACAGCCAUUCUUGGGAGCAAAGUACCCAGCAGGCAUACCCUUGUCUUGGGUUGUAGUCAACAAAGUGUUGGCUAGGAUUAAGAAACCAGUCUAUCUUCUUGACAUUACAUUUCUCUCACAAAUGCGCAAAGAUGCUCACCCAUCUAAGUAUAGUGGCGGCCACGGGGGAACAGAUUGCAGCCAUUGGUGUCUUCCUGGCCUCCCAGAUACUUGGAACGACCUCCUAUAUGCAGCUCUAUUUGGUUGAAGGAAAAAAAAAUAAAAAAUUCACAAGCAUUGAUUAAUGUUGUAUUUAACGUAACUAGGUGCAUUAAUUCUUGAAAGAAACUCUCAUUGUUUCAGGAAGUAGGGCAUUUUAUUACUUGUGCAUUUGAGCAAUAAAAGGGUUCGUGAUUCAAUUGUAUAUUUACAUUAUUUAGCAGUCAAAUUAUUGAUCCCUUGAAUUG